AUGUCAGAAGCAAAAGUUAUAAAAUCAGCUGAUCAAUUGCCCGUUAUUCCUGAAACACAAAUUAUUGAACCAAUUGUUCAAUGUGGUGUUUUGUAUUUGGGUUCAGCACCACCAAGUCCUGGUCGUCGUGGUCUUGAUUCAAUUCAAGAACCAUUUUCACAUCGAUAUCCUGUCGAUGGAACAAAUACAGCUCAAGGUAUUGAUGCUGUACUUUCUAUUUAUGAUAAUGGUAUUCAAUUGAGCUUUGCUCGUCAACCUCAUACAGUAAUAUUUUAUCCAAUAUCAGCACUUAUCUAUUGUGCAAGUCUUCGUUUUUCUGUUGUUGAAUAUGAUCAAGCAUCAUCAAUUGAUUGGCGUUUUGUAACAUUGGAUCCAACAAUCAAAAAUCAAAGCAAACAUCCACCUUUAUUUUGUUUUGUCGUACAACGUACACUAGUAACAUCAGGUGAUGAAUGUCAUUGUUUUGUAGCAAAAGAUGAUAAUUCAGCACUUGCACUUGUUCGAACAAUAUCAGAAGUUUAUAUGAAAGUUAAACCUAAUGUUACACCUAUCAAAUCACCUAUUUUCUAUCAGUUAGACCGUUAUGGACGAAAAAUAAGUGAAACAGGUGGAAUUAUUUAUAUAUCACCAGCUAUUGAUGAUGAAUAUCAAUUGAAUAAAAUUACAGAUCGUAGUAGUUCUCUAUCAUCAAUAGAUCGAAAUUAUUUAUUAGAUCCAUCAUCUGAUGGUUUUUUCUAUCGCACGGAUGCAACUAUUAUUGAACAAUGGCAAUUAUGGAAUGAUGUUGAUUUAAAUGAAUCACGUCCACGUCCACCAGAUUCACCAUUUGGACUACGUCAAGGUCUUUAUCAUGAUGACUUAGCAAAUGAAAUACAUCAACAUUUACAUCAUAUGGAUGAUGAAGAAAGUUCGAGUUCUUCAUCAUGUUCUUCAAGUUCAUCAAUCAAAUCUGAUCGACACCGUCGUAAAGGACCAAAUGCUAGACUUGAUACAAAUCAAUCAAAUGCAGCUAAUUUACCUUCACAAACUAGUUCAUUUGAUCCAUUAUCAGUACGAAAUAAUAUGGAAAUGAAAAGGCCACAACAAACACCUAUUGUUAUUGAAAAAGUUGUACCUAAUCCAAUGAUAACAAUUCCUCAAAAACGUCCAAAAUAUAUCUUAGAACAACCUCAAGAAUCAUUUGAUUAUUCUACUCCUGUACAAGAAACAAAUGUUGACUAUGCUGACUGUGUUUCACUUUCUGAUAGCUAUCAAAUAAAUGAACGAGGUGAAAAAAUUACAAAAGAAGGAAAUCGGAUUUUGUUUAUGGAUGUUAUUCAACCGAAUCUGACGAAUAAUAAAAUUGAACCACCAUCUUACAUACUUCAAAAAUCUUAUACAACUUCAACAUCUAAUACAAUUCCGAAAUCUUACAUAAAACCGAAACCUUAUACAACUCCAAAAUCUUAUAUAAUUCCAAAAGCUCAUCCCCGUUCUCAUCGGCGACGAACAUCACAUAUACCAGUUAUUGAUCUUCAAUCUUUGCAAAAUUUAUUUAAUCAAAGAAAAUUUAAACAACGACGAGAAAGUAUUGAUAGUGAUGAAAAACAAUUAAAUGAUUAUCAUUUAACAACAUCGGAUAUGUUAGAAAUAGUUGAAGAAUAUUUUGAAGAUUAUAAAGGAAGAAAAAUUAAAUUAAAUAAACAUGGUACACAAUCAACACUUGAUAAUUUAGAAUCAGUAAGUGAAGAUGAACAUCGAGAAGCAAAUAUUUCAAAUCAUAAAACUCAUCGUCAUCGUCAAAGUCAUUCAAAAUUAAUUUCUGGUCCAUUACUUAAUUAUGUCGAACGUUCUUCUAUUAGACCUGUAUCCAAACAAGCAUCAGUCGAGCCAAAUCAAUCUAAUCUAUCUGUAUUUCACAAUCAACAAAUAAAUGAAUAUGAAUCAAAUAUUUAUGGAAAAUCUGGAAAGAUAUCUCAAACAAUAAAAUCACCCACACCAUCAACAAACCAUCAUGAAACUCAAACAUCUAAUAAAUCGAAUAAUGUCGAUGUAACGACGACUCAAGAUUAUAUCUCACCAUUUCGAUAUAUGCAAAGUAGUGUUAAUCCAUUAUUACUACGUGAAUAUCGUAAAGCAUUUGGUGCAGUUUAA
This is a messenger RNA of Rotaria sp. Silwood2, 2133 nucleotides long. The record is from the annotation of a GenBank genome assembly. Lineage: Eukaryota; Metazoa; Rotifera; Eurotatoria; Philodinida; Philodinidae.